AUGAGAGCCAUAAAUUCUUACACCUUCCACCGCGACGUCUUCUUCAACCCAAAUUCCUCUCUCUCUCUCUCUGCCCUCCAUGCAACAAAAGCUCCACUUUCUCUCUCAUCACCUCAAGAAAGAACUCAACCACUUACUCAUAAUCUCUUCCUUAAUCCUCACCACCGUUGUCGGCUACAACCUCCUCACACAGUUCUCUCUCUUCAACGUCGACUUCUUGACCCGGAUCCUAUCCAAAUACCCGGCUUCGAAAACCUGUGAUUACAGUUAUGGGAAGUGGGUUUGGGAUGAAACCCAACCGGGUCGGACCUACACCGAGAAUUGCCCCUUUCUGGAUCCGGGUUUCCGCUGCCUACGUAACGGCCGCCGCGAUUCCAAUUAUCAGAAAUGGCGAUGGCAACCACAUCAAUGUGAUUUUCCAAGGUUUGAUGCUGCGGAGUUUCUGGAGCGGAGCCGAGGCGGGCGGAUCGUGUUCGCGGGCGACUCCAUAGGUAGAAAUCAAUGGGAGUCUCUAGUAUGCAUGCUCACACAGGGGAUUUCCAACGAGUCGAGAGUAUAUGAAGCAAAUGGGAACCCAAUAACAAAACACAAAGGCUUCCUCUCCAUCAAAUUUGAAGAUUACAAUCUCACACUAGAAUAUUUUAGAGUGCCUUACCUGGUGGAGCUGAGCCGCCCGCCUAAAGGCGCCCCGGAGCAAGUCCGGGGCGCCAUCAGGGUUGAUAAGCUGCACUGGUUCUCGUCCAAGUGGGUCGGCGCCGACCUCCUCAUUUUUAGCGCCGGACAUUGGUGGAAUCAAGACAAAACAAUUAACUCGGGCCACUAUUUUCAGGAAAAGGAGCAUCUCAACAUGAGUAUGGAUGUGAUGGAAGCUUUUCGAAGAUCCCUCAACACUGUGAAGUUGUGGGUGACGCACAACUUGGAGCCUCGCAAAUCUCAUGUCUUCUUCAGGAGUUACUCCCCUGUGCAUUUCAGGGAUGCAGAAUGGAACAAAGGCGGCUACUGCAACAGCAGCAACGAGCCCGAGACGGACUACACGAAACUCGACUCGGAGCCAGUAAACAAUAAAAUAAUCUACCAAGUAUUCGAUACAGAGAAGAACAGAGUUGAGGUGUUGAACAUAACAUAUCUGACAGAGCUGAGAAAAGAUGGGCACCCAUCGAGCAACCGCGAGCCGGGUACUCCGGUCAGUGCGCCGCAGGACUGCAGCCACUGGUGCCUGCCCGGGGUGCCCGACACGUGGAACCAACUUCUCUAUGCUCAGCUCUUGGCAAUGGGAUUCAGAACCAAGGGCUCAAAAUAACUGCAUUUUUUAUGUAAUGUAUAUAGAGAGAGCAUAAAGCACCAAAUGAGAUAAACUUAACACCAUGUUUAGAAUAAGGAAGCAAAGGCUGGCGUUGUAUUAUUGUUUCAAGGAAGGAAAAUUAAAGUAUUUCAAUAUUUGCUUUUUGGUA
Salvia miltiorrhiza (redroot sage) is the source of this 1451-nucleotide messenger RNA. RefSeq names its product protein trichome birefringence-like 8. Bases 80 to 1300 code for a protein of 406 amino acids. The record is from RefSeq and is a predicted model, not a curated record. Lineage: Eukaryota; Viridiplantae; Streptophyta; Magnoliopsida; Lamiales; Lamiaceae. Gene Ontology annotation, molecular function: O-acetyltransferase activity. Gene Ontology annotation, cellular component: Golgi apparatus. The transcript is spliced from 4 exons.